AUGUCGUACUUUGGGCUGGAUUAGAAGCAUUUGAUGAACAUUUAGAACAGACCCAUCAUCAAUACUUACCCAAUCGAUGCCGACACUGUUCAACAGAUGUCUGAUAAACAGGCCCAGCAGGACGCUCUUCGUGCUCAGCGAGCAUACGAGGCCUACGAAAGAGACUGGCGAAGGAAAGAGAAGGAGAUUGCGGAAAAGCACGCUGCUCAGGAGCAAGAACUGAAGGCCGAGCGAGCCAAGCAGCAACAGGCACGCGAACAUGCCAUCGCAGUAGAGGCACAAAAGAUGAGGGAGGAGUUUUACGAGAAUCUCAGUCGCCAGAAAGAAAUCGAGUCCAAGCUCCAUCUCGAAGACGUGAAGCGUGCUGAGCGCAACAAGCAGUAUUCGCUUGAAGUCAAGGCCCAAAUCAAAGAGAAGGAAGAGGCACGCCGCCGAGAACGUGUCGAUUUCUUCAUGGAGGGUGUGCGCCAAGCACAGGAAAGGACCGAGAAGAAGAAGAAAAUCGAUCAGAUCAAGGAGCGAAAGAUUCAGGAACUGCGGGGUCUGGGGGUGCCGGAAAAGUACUGCAAGGAAAUUGAGCGUAAGGUUCACAUGUCCAACAACCUCAAGAUCACGGGUCCUUGAGCCUAAGAAUGCGCAUAGUCGGGAUCUGUGGGGCAAAUGAAUAGUUCAAGCUGACCCGGACAGCAGGCAAUGGCAAGCACCUCCCUGCAUUUCCAAGACAAUCAGUGAAGUGCCAUGGAUAUUCAACCUUGUGGAAGAGCUGCCAAACUUAUUGAAUAAUAAAGAGUGAAUG
Molecule: messenger RNA, 796 nt
Organism: Polychytrium aggregatum
Lineage: Eukaryota; Fungi; Chytridiomycota; Chytridiomycetes; Polychytriales
Product: coiled-coil domain-containing 19
Exons: 3
Coding region: 97-624 (175 amino acids)
Source: RefSeq, a predicted model, not a curated record